Ilex paraguariensis (yerba mate) is the source of this 234-nucleotide messenger RNA. The record is from the annotation of a GenBank genome assembly. NCBI's taxonomy places the organism in Eukaryota, Viridiplantae, Streptophyta, Magnoliopsida, Aquifoliales, Aquifoliaceae.
CCCUAUUGGAGAGGUGCCCAUGGUUGUUGGAGGGGCGCCUAUGGCGCUAGCGUUGCUGGAAAAGGGCCCCUGGCACUGGGCAUUACUGGAAGGGAGCCAAUGGCACUGGACGUGACUGGAGAGACGAAGGUUGCUUCUUAUAAAGCAGCACUAGGACUCCAGUGUGCUGGGCAAGGAUUGGUGGGUGCUGAUAUAGCCUUGGGGGACACUAGGCUUGGCUUUUCGCAAGCAUAG